Zea mays is the source of this 1149-nucleotide messenger RNA. RefSeq names its product 3-hydroxybutyryl-CoA dehydratase. The coding region runs from base 114 to 923 and encodes 269 amino acids. The transcript is spliced from 3 exons. Gene Ontology annotation, cellular component: peroxisome. The record is from RefSeq and is marked validated. Lineage: Eukaryota; Viridiplantae; Streptophyta; Magnoliopsida; Poales; Poaceae.
AUGUUGAACAGUCCCAAUGCUUGUCUCACACGCUCAGAUCCACAAGAUACUACCCCAGAACCGCUACACCAAACCGAGACGCUAACCCAAACGGACAAACCCAAUCAGACCGAAUGGGCACCGCAUCACCGGACUCCGGCGACCUUAUCGAGGUGGGGCCGGCGAGGCCGGGAUCUCCGGUAGCCGUGGUGACCAUCAACCGGCCUUCGGCGCUCAACGCGCUGACGAAGCCCAUGAUGAUCUCCAUGGCGGCUGCGUUCCGGCGGCUGGGUGCCGACGACGCCGUGGCAGCGGUGGUGCUCGCGGGCCGCGGUCGCGCGUUCUGCUCCGGGGUGGACCUGACGGCGGCGGCGGAGGUGUUCAAGGGCGAUGUGAAGGACGUCGCCACGGACCCCGUCGUGCAGAUGGAGCUCUGCCGGAAGCCCAUCGUCGGCGCCAUCGCCGGGUUCGCCGUCACUGCCGGGUUCGAGAUCGCCCUCGCCUGCGACAUCCUCGUCGCUGGACGCUCCACCAAGUUCUUGGACACCCACGCCAAGUUUGGGAUAUUUCCUUCCUGGGGUCUUUCACAGAAGCUUUCUCGCAUCAUUGGGCCGAAUAGAGCAAGGGAAGUGUCACUAACUUGCAUGCCUGUUACUGCUGAAAUGGCAGAGAGGUGGGGGCUUGUUAACCACGUCGUGGAUGAUAAUGAGGUGCUGAGUAAGGCGAUAGAGGUUGCUGAGGCUAUUGUGAGGAACAACCGCAACUUAGUUGUAUUGUACAAAUCGGUUAUAAAUGAUGGAUUUAAGCUGGAUUUGGAGCAUGCUCAAGCACUUGAGAAGGAAAGAGGUCACAACUAUUACAAUGGAAUGACAAAGGAACAGUUCACGAAUAUGCAGAAAUUCAUCCAGGGCCGGAGUUCUAAGAAAACACCAUCAAAGCUGUAGGUUGCUGGUGACAUUUUCUGUGGUCCGUGUACGAUGUACAGCUACUGAAAGCGUGUUCAGUAGUCUGAAAAAUAAAGAUGUCGGUGUGGCAAUAUAUACAGUUACCGUCUUCUCAUACUUUUACGUAAGUUUAUGUUUAUUUACCGUCUGAUUGGUUGGUUGCAUCGUCUCGUCCUAGAUCACUGUGUGCAUUGACUUUAUUUGAAUAUUUGUUUGGUUGCCUGUA